CUCCCGACCGGAGACGAGGAACAGAAACAAUGCAGCCAGAAAGAAACCUCUCGUAACAAAGUACAAAGCAAAAUGGGGGCUAACGUUUGUGCAUAUUUCUUGGUGGUGGUUCCUCCUCGUGUGGACCCGGCUUUCAGGCUUCAAUGUGAACGUUUAUCUCAUUCCAGCUCCCAAAACGAGUCUGUGUCCAAAUGAACAACAUUUUGAGGAAGUGGUUUGGCCAGAAGCAGGAAGCUCGGCGCCUCGUUUAAACGUACCGAGACAAACUUAAAACAGUGACCAGAUAAAACCGAGAAGGACGCACGCCGUCCCUGCAAGAACCCUGAGGACCACGACAUGGAGGCUCGACAAGUUUGCCGUCUUUCCUUCAUGUCGACCUGGAUGUUGGUCUUCUUCCUCCUCGCUGGGUGCUCAGGAACGGACUCACCGAAGAUCUGCCUGGACAGCACCGUCUUCGUGGCCUUUGCAGGCGAAACCCUCCGCCUCCCCUGUGAGCUGAAGGUGCCUGCGAACCAAAGCGGAGACGCCCUGACGUGCUUCAAUUCUCUCAAACAACCCGUCUACAGCUGCGACAUCGCCAACAGCCAGCCACAAACCCACCGUCUGAAAUUGGAGCUGAGCAACGUGACCCUCUCAGGAGAAUAUUUCUGCCGGUACAAAAAUGCCCACGUGUACUUCUAUCUUCUAGUGCAGAGCAAAGAGGAACUCAACAUUGAUCUCGACAGGAACUACACAGAAGUCGGCGUAGUCGGCGUCUUCACCGCUGUGCUGCUGGUGUUCAGCGUGGUCGGCUCGGUGUAUGUCUUCAGAGGACAUUGGUCCGACUGCUUCACUGAAUGUGGCAAACGUGGCACAGAGCAAAAGCAGAAGAGAGAAGAAAGGAAUGAAGGGGAACAGGUGGAAGACAACGUGGAUGUGAUGACAGCUCCGUCUACAUCUUUCUAUGCUAGUCUAGAGCCUCGGCCGAGGUCCAUUUACGACGUGCUGGACCAUUCGGCCGUCAGGGACGAGUCGGACACAAGCAAAGCUGAACCCAAGAAAAGGAAACCAAAAAAAACGGUCAGUGACGACUUCAGGCGCUUUGUUAUUCAGUGGAAAAGCACUUUCAACAUGGAGCUGGUGACCUGUGUUCUGCUUCCUCCACAGGCGCCACAACCAGCAACCCAACCAGACCAGCAGGAAGGUGAAUUUGAGUGUGUCUAUGAGAAUUUUUAACAAAGAGAUACACUUGUUUCUACGGAUGGCGGUAUUUAUAUCAUUGUCAGCUGUUACCAGAAAGUAUCAUAGAAUGUAAUACUGAAUAUAGAUUACAUCAAAAAGGAAGGUAACACAAGAAAAUAGAAAAAAAUCAUUGUUGCAUGUGUCAAGUAUAAAAGUAAGACCAGUAAGUGUUAUCAGCAAAUAACACUCAAAGAACAAAUUCAAAAGUGUCCAUUAUGCAGGCAAAAUGUGUAUUUUAUUAUUUUACUAAAUUUUUAUUAUGGGUACAUCAACAUUGUAAAGUUUGGUUGAGAUAAAGCUAUAGGCUAAUAAUAACUAUCUUUAUUUUCGAAGUUUAAAAUAUCUUAAAUGUACUGUAUAACAAUGCUGUAUUGUUAAUAACAAGAUGUCAAAUGAACUUAGAGGAGUAAAUGUGAAUAGACAUUACAAUGUGAAUAUGGUAAGAUAUAAUAGUAGUAGAAAGUAGUAAGUAAAGUCUCUCAACAUUUUAAUUGAGAAAUUGAAAUAAAUACAUCUUCCACGA
Gasterosteus aculeatus aculeatus (three-spined stickleback) is the source of this 1744-nucleotide messenger RNA. It is a transcript of the gene nfam1, whose product is annotated as NFAT activating protein with ITAM motif 1. The record is from RefSeq and is a predicted model, not a curated record. NCBI's taxonomy places the organism in Eukaryota, Metazoa, Chordata, Actinopteri, Perciformes, Gasterosteidae. Gene Ontology annotation, molecular function: transmembrane signaling receptor activity. Gene Ontology annotation, biological process: B cell receptor signaling pathway; positive regulation of cytokine production; positive regulation of B cell receptor signaling pathway. Gene Ontology annotation, cellular component: membrane raft.